GAGAAAUAUCCAGAAAUUCAGCAGAUGAGAAGUAAGAUGCGAGAGGGAGAUGAUACAAAUGAAUUUAAGAUUCGGCCAUUGAAGGGGCUAAGCCACCCUUCUGGAAAUUUGCAGAUGCAACGCUUCCAGGAAGAUAGAAGAGAGAGAAUCCACUCAAUCAGAAAAAGAGAGAAUCAAGAUGGAAGAUUAGAUCUGAUUGGAGUUGUGGGAGAGAUAACGGUUGUGGUUUGAUGGUAGUUGACUAGUGACGGUUGUGGUCUGAUUGAUGUUGCGGAUGGUGGUGGAAAGUGAAUGGGUUUAAGAUAGAUGAUGUUGUUUACGAAGAAGAAAAGCUUAGGAAAGUUGUCUUCACAAUGAAAGGCUAA
Arabidopsis thaliana (thale cress) is the source of this 365-nucleotide messenger RNA. RefSeq lists its product as uncharacterized. Lineage: Eukaryota; Viridiplantae; Streptophyta; Magnoliopsida; Brassicales; Brassicaceae. The record is from RefSeq and is marked reviewed. Bases 25 to 231 code for a protein of 68 amino acids. The transcript has a single exon.